Molecule: messenger RNA, 2459 nt
Organism: Oncorhynchus kisutch (coho salmon)
Lineage: Eukaryota; Metazoa; Chordata; Actinopteri; Salmoniformes; Salmonidae
Product: zinc finger protein 2 homolog
Exons: 2
Coding region: 295-2046 (583 amino acids)
Biological process (GO): regulation of transcription by RNA polymerase II
Molecular function (GO): DNA-binding transcription factor activity; RNA polymerase II cis-regulatory region sequence-specific DNA binding
Source: RefSeq, a predicted model, not a curated record
UGUGCGUCUUUCAGGCGACGCUGUCAGCGUGACGUAUAAUCCAGUGGACGGUUCUUCAGAAACAGCUCGUCAACCACCUCGGUAGCCUGCUAGACAACAUAGCCGAACGUUUCAAGCUAUUUAUACGUUUUCUGUCUCUAUUAGCUACUGUGUUUUAGACACACUUCUGUCGUAUCUACUUGUUAACCUAUUUAAUUUAAUAUUACGCUAUUUUGUAUUAGUCAGCUAUAGUAUCUGGCUGGUUAAGUUAGCACUAGCCCAGUCGCUAAUGAUAGCUAGCUAACACCACCGACCAUGAGCUCCCUAAACUUCUCCCCUCCUGUUAAAGAAGAGGAGGUCUGCUGGACGGAGAAAGAAGCUCUGGGGCUGAACAUUAUCGUGAAAGAGGAAAAGGAAGAAGAGGAUGUCACAGUAAAACAAGAAGUAGAGUGUGAGGCUGUGACACUGAAAGUAGAAGAGAAAGACGUUUUAGUGAAAGAAGAGGAGGAUGUUACUGUGAAAGAAGAGGAGGAUGUUACUGUGAAAGAAGAGGAGGAGGAGAAAGGGGAGGAUGCAGUUUUUGGAGUGAAGAUGGAAGGGGAAAUUACUGUCACAUUGCAAGAUGAAGAGGUGGACAUAGGAGAUCUGAUUAACACCAGAGAGAGACGGGACUACUGUGGGUCCUCUGGGGAGCCUCAACAACCUCAUGAUGCUGACAAGGCAGAGAUGAGUAUCUCCACAUCAGAACACCUCAAGAAACACCUGCAGAGAUCCACAGGGAAGAAAUCUCACUGCUGCUCUGACGGUCGGAAGAGACUCACCUCCUCAGCAGGCAUUAAAAUUCAUCAGAGAAUCCACACAGUGGAGAAACCUUAUAGCUGUACUCAAUGUGGGAAGAGUUUUACUCAUUCAACCAGCCUGAUAUCACACCAGAGAACACACACAGGAAAGAAAUCUUAUAUCUGUAGCUGUGGUAUAUGUGGGAAGAGUUUUACUCGGCUGAGCACCCUGAUAUCACACCAGAGAACACACACUGGAGAGAAACGAGAGAAACCGUAUAGCUGUGAUGAAUGUGGGAAGAGUUUUGAUACAUCUAGCCAUCUUAUUGUACACCAAAGAACACACACAGGAGAGAAAUCGUAUAGCUGCACUCAGUGUGGGAAGAGUUUUUUUACAUCUAACCAUCUGAAGAUACACCAUAGAACACACACAGGAGAGAAACCUUUUAGCUGUACUCAAUGUGGGAAGAGUUUUACUCAGCUAAGCAGCCUGAUAUCACACCAGAGAACACACUCAGGAGAGAAACCGUAUAGCUGUCAUGAAUGUGGGAAGAGUUUUACUCACCUAAGCAGCCUGAUAUCACACCAGAGAACACAGACAAGAGAGAAACCUUAUAGCUGUAAUGAAUGUGGGAAGAGUUUUAUUAGCCGAAGCAGCCUGAUGUCACACCAGAGAACACACACAGGAGAGAAACCUUAUAGCUGUACUCAAUGUGGGAAGAGUUUUGUUCAAUCUGGCAAUCUAAAAGUACACCAGAGAACACACACAGGAGAGAAAUCUUAUAUCUGUGGUCAAUGUGGGAAGAGUUUUUCCUCAUCUAGCAGCCUGACUCAACACCAGAGAACACACACAGGUGAUAAAUCUUAUAUCUGUGGUCAUUGUGGGAAGAGUUUUACCUCAUCUAGCAGUCUGACUCAACACCAGAGAACACACACAAGAGAGAAAUCUUAUAGCUGUAAUAAAUGUGGAAAGAGUUUUAAUACAUCCAGCAUUCUGACUCGACACCAGAGAACACACACAGGAGAGAAGCCUUAUACCUGUGAUCAAUGUGGGAAGAGUUUUACUCAGCUAAGUGGCAUGAUAUCACACCGGAGAACACACACGGGAGAGAAACCAUAUAGCUGUGAUCAAUGUGGGAAGAGUUUUGCUACAUCUGGCCAGCUUACUUUACACCAGAGAACACACACAGGAGAGAAACCCUAUAGCUGUAAUCAAUGUGACAAGAGAUACUCUGAUAAAAGGUGUCUGAUCAAACAUCAGAAAAUACAUGAAGGAGUUGUUUCAUGAUAUCAAUGAAUUAAUGUUGAAUGUUAACACUUUGUAGUAGGAGUAUUUUAAUAAUGUCACAAUGUAGAAACCUAAAUGUUUGCCCCCUUAUCAUUUGAUUUCAACAUAUGGAUAUUAGCCUCAUGUAUGUUUAAAUAAAGGUGAAAUAAAAAAAUAAAAAAUUAUAUUUGGAGGGAGUUGAAAGUCCGUGUUGCCCAGCAACAGCCCCAAAACAGCGAGAUCUGCAUGGAGGAAUGGGCUAAAAUACCAGCAACAGUGUGUGAAAACCUUGUGAAGACUUACAGAAAAAGUUUGACCUCUGUUAUUGCCACCAAAGGGUAUAUAACAAAGUAUUGAGACAAACUUUUGUUAUUGACCAAAUACUUAUUUUCCACCAUAAUUUGCAAAUAAAUUCAUAAAAAAUCCUACAAUGU